GCCAUGGCGAAGAGCCUGAGGAGCAAAUGGAGGAGGAAGAUGCGGGCGGAGAAGAGGAAGAAGAACGCGCCCAAGGAGCUGGAGAGGCUGAAAAAAAUCCUGGGAAGCAACGCGGACGUCGUCAUGGAGGAGGUCAAGGAGGUGGCGACCGUGGUGGCCCCCAAGAAAGUCCUCGAGGCGGCGGAUGACUGCAAAAUGGACAUAGAUAAUAAACGAAACAAAAAAACUCUUCUUGACCAGCAUGGACAGUACCCAAUAUGGAUGAAUUCCAGGCAGAGAAAGAAGCUUAAGGCACAGCGUGUUAAAGGGAAAAAAAAGUCAAAAUUGGCCAAAGGCCUAGUCUGGUAAAAUCAGAGUUUUGUAAGAUCAUGAAUAUUUUACCCGCAAAAUAAAUAUCCCAAAUAAGUACAUGAUAUU
This is a messenger RNA of Charadrius vociferus (killdeer), 417 nucleotides long. RefSeq names its product LLP homolog, long-term synaptic facilitation (Aplysia) (gene LLPH). The record is from RefSeq and is a predicted model, not a curated record. Gene Ontology annotation, biological process: dendrite extension. The transcript is spliced from 2 exons. Gene Ontology annotation, cellular component: nucleolus. Bases 4 to 348 code for a protein of 114 amino acids. NCBI's taxonomy places the organism in Eukaryota, Metazoa, Chordata, Aves, Charadriiformes, Charadriidae. Gene Ontology annotation, molecular function: RNA binding.